AGUGUGUAGGCAGAGGUUAGGAAUAGGGGAUUUCAUCAUGGAGCAAGCUCCGGUGCAGGUGAGACUGUUUUCUGCAAGUGUGGGCCAAUUUCAGUUCCUCGAGCUGCGAUGUGUUGUUGAUAUGAUGCUGAAUUAAUGCAUCCAUCAAGUUGCACAUCAAGUUGGCAUUCUCACAGUCGUCGCUUGGAUAAUUUGCCCCAAAGAGAGCGCGUCUCUUUUCUUUCUCGUUUAGCUCCGUCGAUGCUUUGCUUCUUGAAUUGGGGGCUGUGAAUCUUCACGCUGCGAACGAGUGAUCUGCUACCAGAUCAGGUUAAUUGUGUCGCGGUUUCUGUUUGUGGGUUUUUGUUUGGUGAGCUGAUCGAAUGCCAAGGGGUUGUGUGUAGCUGCAUACGUUGAAGAGGAAGACGGUGUGUGGGUUUGGUUGUGACUAUGGCGCCUCGACUGCAGCCUUUCUCCCCACGAUCGCCAGUGCUGCGUCGUACUGCCGCAGCAAUGGCCAGUCUUUCAGCCCAAUUUUCGAACCGCAACAAUUUGGUCGUUGCACUUUGUGUGAUUGCGCUUCUUCUCGUCGUGCUUCAUAGCGGGCCUGUGAACCUCUCUGCGCUCCCGCUCUCUCCGACAUUGCCACAGGAUGCCAGUCGCUGGGAUUUUCCGGUGUACUCGAAGACUUUGAGUCCCAUGCGAAAGGUUUUGAACGGGACGGAGUAUGUGUACCAGGUGCCACCGAGCCCUAGGGCUGUGAUUUUUUUGGCGCACGGAUGCAAUUGCAAAGCGACUUUCUUUUGGGACAAGCACCCUGAGUGUCAGACUUGUUGUGGGGCGCCGGAGGAGCGGGCGUUCGUGAUUGAGGCGCUGCGGAAGUCGUAUGCUCUGAUUGCAAUUUCUAGCCAAAAUGAGUGCUGGCAAAAGGAAGACUCACGGCGAGCGAAACUCGUUUUGGAGAGCUGGAUCGACGAGUUUACCCUCACGGAGCUGCCGUUGUUAGGGUUAGGUGCAUCCUCUGGAGGCUAUUUCAUUUCAAGUUUUGCGAAGGUCGUCAGAUUCGACGCCAUUGUCGUGAUGAUUGCGGAAGGAAGGUUUCAAAGCGUCCCAGAUUCACUGUAUCCACCGGUUCUAUUUGUGCAUAUGAUCAAGGAUGAGAUGAGGGCGAAGAAGAUCCGGGAGAGAAUUCCAGUCUUGAGGAAAGCUGGAAUUGAAGCAGAUGAAAUCCAAUGCAAGGAGAUCAAAAUCAGUGAUGACUUUUUCGCGAAGCGGAUCCCGUACAUUGAUGUCCCAACGUCAACGAGAUUGCGUGAAUUCUUCCUGCAGUCUGAAUAUCUAGAUAAAAGAGGUCAUCUGAAGAUGGAUGGCAGGCUAAUGAAGUGGAAAGCAGAAAUGAGGAGUAAAGGCGGUCAGGAGCUGCUGGAAACUCUCUCCCGGAAAUCUGGUAACUGGGAGCACCAUAUUUGUGAAGAGCUCAACGUCGCGUUUUCUUUCCAUGAAUUCACGAGCCGACCUACUGGGAAGAUCAUUGCGUGGUUGGAAUCACAUGUCAAAAUGCCUCCCAAGAUUACCUCGGAGAGUUGGAGAUGAGCAUGUAGAGUUUUGGCCCGAAGGUGGGGAAUGGAAAAGCGUGCAGGACGAUCGAUAGCGCGUUGCAUUCGGAGCUUACCGCUUCCAACAAGCAUGAAAGCUACAGAAGAGAAUAGAGGCGAAUUUCAACGGUAUGGAUUACUUUUCUAUACAUAAUUCUGGACAGUCUCGGCACUGUCAACCUAGUGUUACCCGAGUUAGAAAACAAAACUAUCUCGUUUUCACAAUAGAUGAAAAGUUACAAAGUUGAACAAACCGAAAUGCUGGAGCAUACACUAUUUGUCUAGUAUUCCAUCCUCAUAGAGCCUUGUAGGCCACGAAAUAAAUGAAAUUGAAAGCCAUUUUCAAAACCAGUAGCAUUAACUCUAGAACCACUGAUGUUCGCAGACCUUAUUUCAAACACGUAGACUCGGGAUCUGUGAGUUUAAGGAUCUGCUCGGGAUAGAUCGUAACAGAAUUCACCAGAGUGAAAAUCUCGCAAUUAGCAGCAAAGGAAUGAAAAACUUCUCCAAA
Messenger RNA from Physcomitrium patens, 2085 nucleotides. RefSeq lists its product as uncharacterized. NCBI's taxonomy places the organism in Eukaryota, Viridiplantae, Streptophyta, Bryopsida, Funariales, Funariaceae. The record is from RefSeq and is a predicted model, not a curated record.